Exophiala mesophila is the source of this 2899-nucleotide messenger RNA. RefSeq lists its product as uncharacterized. The transcript has 2 exons. The coding region runs from base 130 to 2490 and encodes 786 amino acids. The record is from RefSeq and is a predicted model, not a curated record. NCBI's taxonomy places the organism in Eukaryota, Fungi, Ascomycota, Eurotiomycetes, Chaetothyriales, Herpotrichiellaceae.
AAUAAAUCCAUGCCAAACCUCUCCUCCACUGGAGUCCACGGACCACCUCUAUCCUGACACGACAUACUUUAAAACAACUGUCUCUGUCAUUGUUCGUGACAUACGACUAGCCCACCUAGUUUGCCUGCCAUGGCUACUCCUCGUCGCCGUUCUGCGCGACUCAGCAAGUCUGCACAACAAAAGCACUCUUCACCUCGAAAAGUGCCAUCUUCUGCGCACCUAGAAUCACUCGUUGAGAGAGACGAAACACCCGAAGCCAAUCAGCCACAAUCAAUCGAAAAUGUAUUGUCGAGUCCCGCGUCGCCAACAAGCAUCAAGUCUCAUCUCUCCAAACUCUCCAAACUAAAGACACCUCAAACAAUGCCACGGGUAGAUCGAGGUGAAAUGCAUCCACAGCUCAUGCAUCAAUCUACUGCUAAAGCACCGGAUUCUGGUCUUAAGCUUGGUUUUGUGGACCUGCCCUUGCAGGCACCCCGGUCCAUUGCCAGUGCACAGAACACCCCCUCCAAAUCCCGAACGAGCACUCCAGUCAACUUGUCCUCUACGAAGUUCAGUUUCAACUUUGGAGCAGAAGCCCAGUUGAGUGCUGAGGCGCAGGAGUUGAUGGACACGGUGCGAGAAGAAGCGGCCAAGAUCAAGGCUCAGAUGCAGGCGGAGAAAGAAGCACAACAGAAGAAAGACGACGAAGCUGAGGCUGCGUAUGGUGGCACAAAUGCGUCCGGGAGAAGAAUUGUCAAACCAAAGGGCAAGGUUGGUCGAUUCAGUGACAUUCAUAUGGCACAGUUCAAAAAAAUGGAUUCAAUCGCAGAUCACCCGUCCUCGUUUCGAAGCAAACCCGGAUUCGCUCAGCCUACCACCAUGUCCCUCAAGAGAAGUGGCUCCAAGGCUGGACUUGAUGAGGUAGAGAGACCUCGCACUGCUGGCAAGGGAACCCCUGGAAGACUUCCACCACCAUUCUUGGGCCGUCCAACUUCUGUCAGUCCUUUCAAAUCAAUUCCGCAAGUAUCGGAUCGUAUUGAAGCCACGGGUUCGGCUAAAAGAGCCCGCCAAUCUGAAUUUCACGACGUCUCGGCCAGUCGACCAGCGGAACAGCAAUCUCCUGCCAAAUCAAAUCUCCCUCGACCGGUUCCCAGUAGUUUGCUGUCUCCAACCAAGGCAUCCUUGGCUCGUUCAGCAGGUCCGAGUCAGUUGCCAGUUGCCUCGCCGUUGAAAUCACAUAGCCUUUCUAGGACUGCUAGUGUCAAGUCACUGCGAACCACAUCGUCUAUUCCUACCACCAGACCACCGUCUUCACAGGGAUUGGGCAGCUCCAAAACUAUUGAUGCCGUUUCUACGAAUUCGAUCUUUGAGAGACAAUCGCCCAAGAAAAGGGUCGCACCGUCGUCAGAAACAGUGAAGCAGAGCUCAUUAGAAUCGUACAAAUCCGCGGACGUGACAACCACAAACGCCAAAACUGUUUCAACCUCCAAGCUUCCGAUGCUGUCUGGGCUCAAGUCAAUUCUUCGGCACGGUCGAAAAUCCAAUGCUGCACCGUCGAUCGAAAAUCGGCCUGGUACACCGAAGCGACCCAACACCGCGAAUGCUGAUAGUGGCUCAGUGAGAAAGGUUGACUUCACCCCCAGCGUCAAAUCGAGAUAUGCAGUUAAGCUGGCGGCAGGCAGUCCCAGUCCAGCGAAAAUGCCUCAUCUGACCCCCGGGAAGCCUCCCGUGGUUCCAUACGAUCCCGCUGCAUAUAUCAUGCAGGAUGACGAUGGUGAUGAAAACUGGGAAGAUGCAGAGAGCGAGAUUGACUAUCCUCAACUACCACCACUGGGGUCCAGUCCUGCUGCCCAGGAAAUGGGGAAAUCCUUUGACAUCAAGGCCAAGGAGCACAAUCGUCGUGAAUCCAAGGAGUUCAAGUCGAUUUUCACGACGCUCCAUCAUCCUUCUCGCCCUUCCACCUUGACAUCGGUUAACACGACGGUCAAUCAGACGGGGCCAACUAUUCAUGCUAAUAAAAUUAUGCGUUCCCCGAGUAAUCCUCACAUGUCCAAGCCAUCCCCCAACACCAUCCGAUACGUUCAGGGCUCAGGUGCCACAGAGAUUGUCCAACCUUUCGAGGAUGCCCACGUCAAAACCAUGCCUCACGGUCUGCCCGGUAAAAAGCGACGCCGCGAGUCGACCUUGUCAGAUGAUGAUGAUGAUGAUUUCGGACCGGAAAACAAAGAGAACCGACGAAUGUCGAUCAUGCCCAAGGUUCCUGGUGGGUGGGAGGACUCGUUGAAGCUGGACGAAGUGGAUGAUGAAGGAGCCAAGCGUGGAGGCAAACGAGCGAAGUUUGUGCCCGCAGAAACCACCCCAGCCGCGAUGCCCCCGACGAACGAGAAGAAGAAGCCACGGGCGAGCUCGGCUCGAGAAAUGGCCAAACAGAAUGCUAAGGACCGCAAGGGUAAGGGAAUUUUGAGCCUCAGUCGCUUGAAUAUGUUGAGCCGCCCCAAGCAGAGAUCUUAAGCGAAGAGAUCUUUGCGGAGGUGUAAGGGGGGUAGUUCUCCGAUGAGAAGUAAUUAGAUGAAGAAGAAUCAUGGGUAUGAAGAACUCGCAGCGAAUUGAGCACAGGACAGCUUCGGAGAAUGGAGUCAUUUUUUUCGGAUUCUGGUAUGGGUAUUGGGACAACAGGACAUGACCAAAAGUUUGCUUAUCUUUGGGACGUGAUUGUGGAGUAUUGGAUUCAUGGGUCGCUCUCCUUGGACAGGCAUCCGAGGAGCUAAGUUGGGAUGGAUGGGAUACACGAUGGGUGUUGGAGGAGUGCAUUUGGGUCAAGGGGGUUGCUUGGGGAGUCGACGACGAUGUCAAGAGUACCACUGCUGCUGCUGUUAUUGUAGUUGUUUAGAACAUCAUGAACAGACCCUUGUCCCGGUCA